Molecule: messenger RNA, 648 nt
Organism: Trypanosoma cruzi
Lineage: Eukaryota; Euglenozoa; Kinetoplastea; Trypanosomatida; Trypanosomatidae
Exons: 1
Coding region: 1-648 (215 amino acids)
Biological process (GO): vesicle-mediated transport
Cellular component (GO): membrane
Source: RefSeq, a predicted model, not a curated record
AUGGUGACGAUUCGUUACGCCCUUGUGGCAUCCGCAGAGGGGGUUCCUUUAGCCGAUUUCCAGGCGGUGCCGAGCAUGCAUGCUGGAGGAGCUAAAAAGAUACUUGCGAACAUCAAAAGGCCUCUUGUUGAGAGGAAAUGUGUCACCUUCAACGGCUACUCCUACGACAUGCUGCCCCACAGGGACGGGACGGUGUACAUGUGCGUGACGGAGGAGUCUUGCAGUCGUGCAACCGCCUUGAAAUUUUUGGAAGUUGCUCGAAAGCACUGCAACUCUCGGAGUAAAAAUCCUGUUGUUCUGGCUGCCGAGUUAAGGAAGGAAGUGGAGAUGUUUAACGAUAAACUGAAUGCUAAAAUACGUGAUAUUCGUUCCGACGUUGAAAAGGUUCGGGGGGAAAUGAUCACAAAUGUCGAUAAACUGCUGGACCGUGCGGAUCGACUUGAUGCGCUAUUAUUACAGUCUUCUGCGCUGGAGGGAGAGUCCUCGGCAUUCCGACAGAACACAAGGACUCUGGAGCGCCAAUAUCUCUGUCACCGUAUUCUUAUCUAUGUAUUCAUUGCUUUCGUUGUGCUGGUUUUGCUUUUUGUCAUUGUUCUCGCUGCAUGUUCACGGGAUGGGGUCAACUUUAAUCGCUGCAAAAGAAAUUGA